AUGGCUGAGAAAACAACCAGAGACCUGCAGGAUGUCCCUGGCUCAUCUCCUGAUGAAAAUGAGUUUCCUUUUGGAUACCCCACUAACAUUUGUGAGGAUGUGCCUGAUCAGAAGUACCUGUGCAGCAACUGCAAUAACAUUCUGAAGAAGGCCCUGCAGAUGCUCUGUGGGCACAGGUACUGCUCAGCCUGCCUCACCUGGAUUGCACGGAACAAUAAAAAUGCAAUUUGCCAGAAAUGUAAAGAGGAAGAUCCCAGCACCUUCAGUGAGGGAAGCCUGUUGGCAGAAGAAAGGGCAUUUGGUGAUGCUGCUAUUAAUAAAGAGAUUUCUGAACUGAGAGUACACUGUGUGACCCUGGGAUGCAGCUGGUCUGGUAUCAUGAAAAACUUUGAAGAGCAUCAGAGCUUAUGUGAAUAUGCUUUAAUCCCUUGUCACACUGGUUGUGGGCACGUGGUGAUGAGAAAGAAACUUGCAGAUCAUUUGGAAAAUGGAUGUGUUAAUAACGUGACAACGUGUCAGAGGUGUAAGCAGAGCUUAUCCAGUAGUGAAUACCAAAACUGCUCUACACCCUCAGUUAACAAGGAUGGAUGUCGCUUUUCUGAGGUUGGCUGUUCAUUUAGGGGAAGCAAAGAGAAGAUAAAGGAUCAUGAAAGAACUGCAGUUGGGGCCCACAUGCUGCUUCUGCUGCAGCACAUAAAGCAACUGAAGGCAAGCUUGUGCACUGCUGCCAAAGCUGCAAAUGGUUUCAUCCCACAGACAGAGCUGAAUGUGAAUGGUGCAGGAAAAAGCAUCCCCAGUCUGCAGAUCCUAGCAGGGCUGGAAAGCUGUGGGGAUCUGGAAGAAGACUGUUUUCCUGGAUCUUCCAUUUCUGAAGAGGAAUCUGUUCUGCAGCAACUUGUGAGGGAGAAAGUGAUUUCUGAGCUAGAAAAUAAGCUACAAGUGUUUGAGAAUAUUGUGGCAGUGCUCAAUAAAGAGGUGGAGAUCUCCAGCUUGGAAAUCAUGGCCUUUCGGAGACAGAGUGAACUUGAUCAAAAUAUAAUACGAGGCCUUGAACUGAAGAUUGCAGAGUUGCACCGGUGCCUGACGCAGAAGGACGCAGGCCUGAGCAGCCUUCGUAAGAGUCUUCUGUUCUCUGAGCAAGCUUCCUAUGAUGGGGUCUUUCUGUGGAAAAUAACAGAUGUUGGCAGGAAGUUACAAGACUCUGUGACUGGAAGAACAGUCAGUUUGUAUUCGCCAGCUUUCUACACUGCAAAGUAUGGCUACAAGGUCUGUCUGAGGGUGUAUCUGAAUGGGGAUGGGACAGGAAAAGGAACCCACAUGUCCCUGUUCUUUGUUGUCAUGAAAGGAGACUACGAUGCUUUGCUCCCAUGGCCUUUCAGGAACAAGGUUACAUUCAUGUUGCUUGACCAAAACAACAGGGAACAUAUUAUUGAUGCGUUUCGGCCAGACUUGACUUCUGCUUCAUUUCAGAGACCAGUGAAUGAUAUGAAUAUUGCAAGUGGCUGUCCCAUGUUCCUCCCUUUGUUCAAAUUGCAGUCACCUAAAUACGCCUAUGUGAAGGAAGACACACUUUUCCUUAAAUGCAUUGUAGAAACAAAUUAG
Messenger RNA from Nestor notabilis (Kea), 1602 nucleotides. RefSeq names its product TNF receptor-associated factor 1 (gene TRAF1). Gene Ontology annotation, molecular function: ubiquitin protein ligase binding; zinc ion binding; tumor necrosis factor receptor binding. Gene Ontology annotation, cellular component: cytoplasmic side of plasma membrane; plasma membrane signaling receptor complex. The transcript is spliced from 9 exons. Gene Ontology annotation, biological process: regulation of apoptotic process; regulation of canonical NF-kappaB signal transduction; protein K63-linked ubiquitination. NCBI's taxonomy places the organism in Eukaryota, Metazoa, Chordata, Aves, Psittaciformes, Psittacidae. The coding region runs from base 1 to 1602 and encodes 533 amino acids. The record is from RefSeq and is a predicted model, not a curated record.